Molecule: messenger RNA, 1110 nt
Organism: Alternaria atra
Lineage: Eukaryota; Fungi; Ascomycota; Dothideomycetes; Pleosporales; Pleosporaceae
Exons: 2
Coding region: 1-1110 (369 amino acids)
Biological process (GO): L-homoserine metabolic process
Molecular function (GO): homoserine O-acetyltransferase activity; L-serine O-acetyltransferase activity
Source: RefSeq, a predicted model, not a curated record
AUGAACACGAAGCCGGGAUGGUGGGAGAAGUUUAUCGGUCCAGGAAAGCCUUUGGAUACAGACAAGUAUUUCGUCAUCUGCACGAACGUAAUCGGAGGCUGCUACGGCUCGACUGGACCAUCUUCAAUCGACCCUGCCAACAGUGAGCGAUACGCGACCCGAUUUCCGAUUCUUACAAUGGAGGACAUGGUACGCGCGCAGUUCCGACUGUUGGACAACCUUGGUAUCCAGAAGCUGUAUGCGAGUGUAGGAUCGAGUAUGGGUGGCAUGCAGAGUCUGGCUGCUGGAACACUGUUUCCUGAGCGCGUGGGCCGUCUUGUCAGCAUCAGCGGAUGUGCGCGCAGCCACCCGUACAGCAUCGCCAUGAGGCACACCCAACGGCAAGUGCUCAUGAUGGACCCGAACUGGGCCCGUGGUUUCUACUAUGACGGCAUCCCUCCACACGGCGGCAUGAAGCUCGCCCGAGAGAUUGCCACAGUCACAUAUCGCAGUGGUCCAGAAUGGGAGCAGCGAUUUGGUCGACGGCGAGCAGACCCUUCUCGGCCACCGGCCCUUUGCCCGGACUUCCUCAUCGAAACUUACCUCGAUCACGCGGGAGAGAAGUGGUGUCUGGAGUAUGAUCCGAACAGCUUGCUCUAUGUCUCCAAGGCUAUGGAUCUCUUCGAUCUGGGACAAGAGCACCGUAAUCGCAUCAACGAGGUGCGAAAGGCGAACAGCGGGAAGAUGCAGGCUUAUCUGGAUGGUCACGACAUCACGUCUGACACCAGCAGCGAUGUGUGCAGCUUGACUUUGCCUGACCAGCCCUACGAAGAAAAGGAGCAGCCCGCCGACGUCGAUUCGGUGGCGCAGACCGACGGUAGCGAACCACCGGCCGAUCUCGUGGCUGGUCUGAGGCCUCUUGCGAACACUCCGACUCUUGUUUUGGGUGUUGCUAGUGACAUUCUGUUCCCUGCUUGGCAACAGAAGGAAAUAGCAACAACGCUCAAGCGCACUGGUAACAAGAAUGUUACGCACAUUGAGCUUGGCGAGGAGAAGAGCUUGUUUGGUCACGACACUUUCCUGCUUGAUCUUCAGAAUGUUGGUGGUGCUGUGCAGAACUUUCUGGGAUGA